Molecule: messenger RNA, 1755 nt
Organism: Trichechus manatus latirostris (Florida manatee)
Lineage: Eukaryota; Metazoa; Chordata; Mammalia; Sirenia; Trichechidae
Product: bactericidal permeability increasing protein
Exons: 15
Coding region: 17-1447 (476 amino acids)
Biological process (GO): negative regulation of interleukin-8 production; lipopolysaccharide-mediated signaling pathway; defense response to Gram-negative bacterium
Molecular function (GO): lipopolysaccharide binding
Source: RefSeq, a predicted model, not a curated record
UCUGGAGAACGAGGACAUGGCCAGAUGGGCAGCCCUGGUGGUGCUGGUUGUGGUGGGUACAGCCGUGGCAGUGGCCACCAACCCCGGCUUCGUGGCCAGGAUCACCCAGAAGGGUCUUGACUACGCCAGCCAGGAGGGAGUGGCCAAGCUGCGGAAGGAGUUAGAGAAAAUCAAGAUCCCCGAUAUAUCAGGAAGAUUUAAGAUCAAACAUUUUGGAAAAGUGCGUUAUAGCUUCUACAGCAUGGUUAUCCGCAGAUUCCAGCUGCCCACUUCUAGGAUAACACUGGUGCCCAAUGUGGGCCUUAAACUCUCCAUCAGCCACGCCAGUGUCGCGAUCAGUGGAAAAUGGAAGGCACGAAAGAGUUUCAUCAAAACUAGGGGCCACUUUGACCUGAGCGUGGAGGGCAUCUCUAUUUCUGUGGAUCUGAAGCUGGGCAGUAACUCCAAUUCAGGGCAGCCCACCAUUGCCUGCUCCAGCUGCAGCAGCAGCAUCAACAGAGUGCGUUUGCACAUCUCGCGCAGCAAGCUGGGGUGGUUGAUCCGACUCUUCCGCAAAAAAAUUGAGUCUGUGCUCCGAAAGACCAUAAACAGCGAGAUCUGUAAGGCAGUGAGAAAAGCUGUGUCCUCUGAGCUGCAACCUUAUUUCCAGACUCUGCCAGUGACAGCCAAAAUAGACGCUGUGGCUGGGAUUGAUUACUCGAUGGUGGCACCUCCGUUAGCCACAGCUAACAGCCUGGACUUGCAGCUAAAGGGAGAAUUUUUCAGUCUGGCCCACCGCACGCCAUCUCGCAUUUCCCCAUCGGCACUAGUGUUUCCCACUGAACGUGACCGCAUGGUGUACCUGGGUAUCUCUGAUUACUUCUUCAACACUGCCGGCUUUGUGUACCAAAGGGCUGGAGUCCUGAAGCUGACCCUCACGGAUGACAUGAUUCCAAAGGAAUCCAAAUUCCGAUUGACAACCAAAUUGUUCGGAACCCUCAUACCUGAGGUGACCAGGAGGUUCCCCAACAUGAAGGUGCGGAUCCUCCUCUCCGUCACCUCCCCACCGCACCUCACCGUGGACUCCACCGGCCUCGCACUCACCCCUGAACUGGAGGCCCAGACCUUUGUCGUCCUCCCCAACUCCUCCCUGGCCCCCCUCUUCCAGCUUGGCUUGAGCACGAACGUUUCUGUGAUGGUUGGUGUCAACUCCGACAGGCUUAUUGGACAGCUAACGAUGGACAAGCUGCAACUGAAACUGAAGCACUCAGAUGUUGGCCCCUUCUCGGUUCAAUCGCUGCAGACUGUCAUGAAUUAUCUUCUGCCUCUUCUUGUGCUUCCCAGUGUUAAUGAGAGGCUGCAGAAAGGCUUCCCUCUCCCACUGCCUGCCCGCAUCCGGCUCUUCAACCUGGUGCUUCAGCCUCGCCAGGAUUUCCUGCUGUUCGGGGCAGAUGUUUACUACGGCUAAAAUUACCAGGGAUGCUGGGGGCUGUCAGCACCUGUUCUGACAGGCCUGUGGGGCCCAGGCCAUCUUUCUCCAGUCGCCCCUCUCUAGAUCUUGACCAAGAGGCCUUGCAAACUUCUCUGAAGUCAGAUUCGGGAAUGAUCUAAACAUGGGGAAACUUGUUCAUUGGAAAAGCUUGUGGUGUGUAUUUUAGCUACUAUGAGCUUCUUCCAAGGGCUCAAGCUGCACAGACAUUUCCUACAGCAAGUGAAUUUCAGUUGUAACCACAGUAUUUCUAUUUGUGCUUCACAAAACAAACAAACAAAAACCUU